Messenger RNA from Pseudozyma flocculosa PF-1, 2091 nucleotides. RefSeq lists its product as uncharacterized. Gene Ontology annotation, cellular component: small-subunit processome. The coding region runs from base 1 to 2091 and encodes 696 amino acids. The record is from RefSeq and is a predicted model, not a curated record. The transcript is spliced from 2 exons. Gene Ontology annotation, molecular function: snoRNA binding; protein binding. Lineage: Eukaryota; Fungi; Basidiomycota; Ustilaginomycetes; Ustilaginales; Ustilaginaceae.
AUGCCCGACGCCUUCUUCCAGAAGAAGCGCAAGCGAGCUCCCUCGGCGGGCGGCGGCGGCGCCGAUGUCAGGUCCGCAUCGUCCCCGCGCGCCGGCCCCAGCUCGUCGCGCCGCCACACGGCCACCCUCUCGGCCCACAAGCGCGCCAACCGCAAGCGCCAUGACGACGACAACGACUCCCCCGACAACGACGACGAGGGCCUCGACACCAUGGACCUCCAGCACCGCUACGACCAGGGGCCAGACAGCGAAGACGAGGCAGAAAGGGCAGAGACGGCCGCAGAGGCCAGGGUCAGGCUCGCACGCCAGUACCUCGACGGCCUUCGCGCCGCAGACCACCCCGACGACGACGGCGCAGACGCCGCCGCCGCGGACCGCGACAACAUCGCCGCACGCCUCCAAAAGGACGUCGCAGAGCUCAGCGGAAAGAUGCACACCUUUGUCGCAAACCGCCUCGUCGCACCCACCGGCGCCGACCGCGUCCUCCUCGGCGUGCGCGGACACCGCCUCAGCGUCACGGCCGCCGUCGCAUCGAGCGACGCCACCAGCCUCUUUACCGCGGGCAAGGAGGGCUCCAUCAUCCGCUGGAGGCUCACCGACGGCAAAAUGGUCCGAGUGCUGCCCAAGCGCGCCAAGCGCCUCGACCAGGACGGCAGGCCGCUUCCGCCCACCAAGUCGCACCGCUCAAAGACGAGCGGCGCAGCCAGGAGGAGGGAGAGGAUGACAAAGGCCAAGGGCAAGGCGCGUGCCACCGACGGGCCACACGGCGGCGCGGAAGGGGGCGGGGGCGAGGGCGAGGUUGAGGGCGGGGACGGUGACGAGACGAGCCGCGGCGCAACGGUGGGCGGCUACCUCGAUGUGGGCGAGGGCGAGGGGCACACGGACGAGAUCUGGGCGCUGGCCGUCAGCGGCGACGGCAAGUACCUGGCGUCGGGCGGCAAGGAUCGGCGCAUCGGCAUCUGGUCGCUCGGCGACGACGACGAGGCGCGGCACGCGGGCGGCGCCGAGCGGUGGCUCAAGGCGCUCGGCGGGCACAAGGACUCGAUCAGCGCCCUCUCGUUCCGCCCGUCGAGCUCGGAGCUCUACACGGCGUCGUUUGACCGCACGCUCAAGCUCUUUGACGUGUCGCAGCUGAGCUACAUCGAGACGCUCUUCGGGCACCAGGAGUCGAUCCUGUCGAUGUCGUGCCUGCGCGCCGAGACGGCCGUGAGCGCCGGCGGGCGCGACCGGACGUGCCGCUUCUGGAAGAUCCGCGACGAGAGCCAGCUCGUCUUCCGCGCCGGCGCCAAGAGCAGGCUGCGCGAGGUGCUCGAGGGCGGCGACCUGGCGCGGCUCGAGGAGCGCGAGCGCGACGACGAGGAGCAGCAGCGCCGCCGCGGCGUCAAGGAGUCCGAGGUGCGCGCCAAGGCCGCCGAGCUGGUCGAGGGCAGCGUCGACUGCGUCGCCAUGGUCGACGAUGCCCACUUUCUCAGCGGCGGAGACAGCGGCUCGAUUUCGCUGUGGGACCUGGCGAAAAAGAAGCCCGUCUUUAGCGUCGCCGCCGCCCACGGCUUCCACGACGUCGUGAGCGAGACCGAGGGAAAGAUCCAGACGCCGCGCUGGAUCACGAGCCUCGCCUGCCUGCCCUACGGCGACGUCUUUGCAAGUGGUUCGUGGUCCUCAGAGAUCCGGGUCUGGGCACUCGACAGCCGUCUUCGAUCCUUUAGCGCCCUCUUCCGCAUCCCAGCGAUCGGGUUCAUCAACUCGCUGCAACUCGUCCAGCCUCCGCCCUCUUCGCUCUCGAUCGACGCCGAAACGGGACGAAAGACGAGCGGGAUCAUCCUUCCGGCGCUGUGGAAACGCCGUGACGGUCUCUCGUCGUCGUCCUCGUCCUUGGUGCCCGUCGACGACGAGGAGGGUGACUCUGAAACCAUCGAGGAUCCCGAAGAGCAGGAGGGGGAGGGGGAGAGGGGGAUGGUGAGGGGGAGCAAGGAGAGCGUCCCGCCCUUUUUGGUCGCUGCCAUCGGCCAGGAGCCCAAGUUUGGACGGUGGUUCAAGAUCAAAGAGGCAAAGAAUGGCGCCCUCGUCGUGCCGUUUGCCUUUGAAGCCUAA